Messenger RNA from Scatophagus argus, 3523 nucleotides. It is a transcript of the gene lrrc8c, whose product is annotated as leucine rich repeat containing 8 VRAC subunit C. The coding region runs from base 166 to 2553 and encodes 795 amino acids. The record is from RefSeq and is a predicted model, not a curated record. Lineage: Eukaryota; Metazoa; Chordata; Actinopteri; Scatophagidae. Gene Ontology annotation, molecular function: protein binding. The transcript is spliced from 3 exons.
CGCCCCUGUGGCAGACAGUACAUGCCUGCAUGGUCUGUCUGAGGAUCCGGGAAGGUCCGCGGACAGAGAGGAAGGGGGACCGCGCACAUCAUGAUCCGAGACCUCAACGCGUGAAAUCUCAGCACACGAUUCUUCACCUCCAGCUCUCAUCUAAAGGAAGGCAUCAUGAUUCCUGUGAUGGAAUUCCGGCAGUUCUCUGAACAACAGCCAGCGUUCAGAGUCCUGAAGCCCUGGUGGGAUGUGUUUACCGACUAUCUGUCUGUAGUCAUGCUCAUGAUUGGUGUUUUUGGAUGCACUCUUCAGGUAAUGCAAGAUAAAAUCAUAUGCCUUCCUCAGAGAACAUCAUCGUCUUCAGACAACACAAGUGGCAUGGAAGCGAAGUCACUGUUACACCUGCAAUCCAAUAUUUCUGUGGUACCAAGAGAAAUGACGGGCCUGAAAACCGAUCUGGAUCUUCAACAGUACAGUUUCAUCAAUCAGAUGUGUUAUGAGAAGGCACUGCAUUGGUAUGCCAAGUACUUUCCUUAUUUGGUUCUUAUACACACUCUAGUCUUCAUGAUGUGCAGCAAUUUCUGGUUCAAAUUCCCUGGGUCCAGCUCUAAAAUAGAGCAUUUUAUCUCUAUGCUUGGCAAGUGUUUUGACUCUCCCUGGACCACACGAGCUUUGUCAGAGGUGUCUGGAGAAAAUCCUGAAGAAAAGGACCAUAAAAAGAGCAGCACUUCUAGGUCCAGCAUCACAAUGUCUCCUGGAGAAGGAAGUUUGGAGAAGACACAAUCUCUCCGGUCUAUCCCAGAAAAGAUUGUAGUCGACAAGCCAUCCGCAAGUGUUCUUGAUAAAAAAGAGGGUGAACAAGCUAAAGCUCUUUUUGAAAAGGUAAAGAAGUUCCGUUUGCACGUUGAGGAAGGAGACAUCUUAUAUCUUAUGUAUGUUCGCCAGACAGUAUUUAAGGUCUUUAAAUUCCUCCUGAUCAUUGCCUAUAAUAGUUCUCUAGUGAAAGAAGUGCAGAAUAGAGUACGUUGCGAAGUUGAGAUCCAGGACAUGACAGGCUAUAAAGACUUUGAAUGUAAUCACACCAUGGCUCAUCUGUUUUCUAAGCUUUCUUAUUGUUACUUGUGUUUAGUGGCUGUCUAUGGAGUGACAAGCCUUUACACCUCAUACUGGCUGUUUUACCGCUCACUGAAAGAAUACUCUUUUGAGUAUGUGCGACAGGAAACAGGCAUCAGUGACAUCCCAGACGUCAAGAACGACUUUGCUUUCAUGCUACACAUGAUUGAUCAGUAUGACCCGCUCUAUUCUAAACGAUUUGCAGUUUUUCUGUCCGAGGUCAGUGAGAAUAAACUGAAACAGCUCAAUCUCAACCAUGAGUGGACUGCAGAGAAAUUGCGUCAGAGACUCCAGACCAACACCAACAACAGACUUGAACUUCAGUUGUUCAUGCUCCCUGGCUUACCCGACACUGUUUUUGAGUUGACGGAGCUGCAGUCACUCAAGCUAGAGAUCAUCAACAAUGUCACCAUCCCUCCCUCAAUCUCUCAGCUGGAAGACCUUCAGGAGCUGUCUCUUUACCAGUGCACUUUAAAGUUGCACACAACAGCUACCUCCUUCCUCAAAGAGAACCUGAAAGUGCUUCGUGUGAAGUUUGAUGAUAACAGGGAGUUUCCACACUGGAUGUAUGGCCUGCGCAACUUAGAGGAGCUCUAUCUCACUGGAUCACUAAGCCCCGAUGCCUCCAAAAACAUUGUUUUUGAGUCACUGCGGGAAAUGAAGUCUCUGAAAACUCUCUCUCUUAAGAGUAAUUUGACCAAGGUACCCCAGUCUAUAGUGGAUGUAUCCAGCCAUUUGCAGCGGCUGUACUUACACAAUGAUGGCACUAAGCUAGUAAUGCUCAACAACCUGAAAAAAAUGUCCAAUCUGAUUGAGUUGGAAUUAGUACGUUGUGAUCUGGAGCGUAUACCACACGCAAUCUUCAGCCUGACAAAUCUGCAAGAGCUUGACCUGAAAGAGAAUAACCUUCACUCAAUAGAGGAGAUUAUCAGUUUCCAACAUCUUCGAAAACUCACAUGCCUCAAACUUUGGUACAAUGGUAUCAUGUAUAUCCCGGAGCAUAUCAAGAAGCUUGGUAGCCUAGAGCGCCUCUACUUCAGCCACAACAAGAUCGAAAUAUUGCCUUCACACUUGUUCUUGUGCAACAAGUUGCGCUACCUAGACCUGUCCAACAAUGAUAUCCGAUUCAUUCCUCCAGAAAUUGGAGUCCUCCAGAGUCUACAGUAUUUCUCUGUCACCUGUAACAAAAUUGAAAAUCUGCCAGAUGAGCUCUUCUUUUGCAAAAAACUCAAAACAUUAAAGCUUAGCAAAAAUUCACUGUCCAUACUCUCGCCAAAGAUUUCCUAUCUAGCUCUACUGACAUACUUGGAGCUCAAAGGCAACCACUUUGAGAUUCUGCCUCAAGAGCUUGGAUGCUGUCGUGCUUUGAAGCGCAGUGGCCUUAUAGUGGAAGAGACAUUGUUUGAAACUCUGCCUUCAGAUGUCAGGGACCAAAUGAAGGCUGAGUGAAAUGCCUUACUUUAGCCAUAGUGCCUGCUGUUUGCUCUGUCUAGCAGUUCAGAGCAUUUGUUUUGUAUGAACUUAUUACCAUACUUAAGUAUUACUCUACUGUUAAGAAAGUUAAGAGUUAUUUUUCCCCUUUUCCUUGAUGGAGGGAAAAAUUACAUAUUCAUACAUUAUAUGGUCACACAUAGUGUGGGUGCAACAAGGUUGCUUAUACUGUUGUUAUUAAUUUUUUACAUCUUAUCUUAUCUACCACAAAGCCUUCUUCACUCUCUUGCUUAGUGUCAGAUGAGAAGAUUGAUGAUCAGCCUCAUACGUUAACAUGAAGCUACAGUCAGCAGGUGAUUUUUUUUUUUUUUCUUUUUGGUCUGUUGCAGUUGCUGGAGUCUCUUAAUUGGUAUCGAUAGGCAGACAUUGCUUGUAAUCAUUGGACAGACCCAUGCUCGCUGUUUUCCCUGCUGCAAGACUUGAUGCUAAGCUAACUGUCUUAAAGUGAUACCAAUCAUCUCAUCAAACUCUCAGCCACACAAAAAUAUUAUAUUUUCAAAAAUGUUAAACUACUUCAAAAGCUCAUUUCCUUCCGCUGCUACUUAAAAGUAGCCUGUGUACUAAAUGUAAAUCUAACUGAAGACCUCACUUAAGUUUAGGCCAGUAGCCUUACACAUGCUGUAGAUUAUAUAUUGCUUUUAUGAAGCAUUUUAUUUUCUUCAGGAGACUGUUAGUUCACAUGGGCCACAGCAGGGAAAAACAAAGGAUAUAUCAAACAUACAUACAUGUAAUACCUUGGCAAAAAAAAAUGUGUAUUUUAGAAAGAUGACAUUUUUAGGUGCAUUAAACUUGAAUUAUGUCGUGAAGGAUUAUGCCACUUUAGUGUUUUUCUUUGGCUCUUGAAAUGUGCACCUGAAGUAUGCAGCCUUAUACAAACAUGUAUUUUUAUAUUGUUGAACAAUAAAACCUUAUGUGCUGGUAAACUGAA